Camelus dromedarius (Arabian camel) is the source of this 3263-nucleotide messenger RNA. RefSeq names its product activating transcription factor 7 interacting protein 2 (gene ATF7IP2). Gene Ontology annotation, molecular function: transcription coregulator activity; protein binding. The transcript is spliced from 11 exons. The record is from RefSeq and is a predicted model, not a curated record. Bases 76 to 2145 code for a protein of 689 amino acids. Gene Ontology annotation, cellular component: transcription regulator complex; nucleus. Gene Ontology annotation, biological process: regulation of DNA-templated transcription. Lineage: Eukaryota; Metazoa; Chordata; Mammalia; Artiodactyla; Camelidae.
GUGCACGGCGGUAGCGGCUCGCAGAGGCUGUGGGGAGAGAAGCGGCGGGCGCGGCGCCGCUCUAGGGUGUGAAAGAUGGCAAGCCCAGAUAGAAGUAAACGGAAGAUAUUAAAAGCCAAAAAAACAAUGCCUGCAAGUUGCCGGAAGCAAAUGGAGCUCCUGAAUAAAUCAAAGAAUGUUGAAGCACUGAAAACAGCAGUAACUGGGAAUAACGUGUCAAGUGGUAAUCAGAAUUCAAGUACUGGUGCCAUAAGUAGCAAAUGUAGGCAUUCUGAAAAUGAUGCUUCCUCAUUGGACUCUAUGAAAAAUUCAGUAUGUGCACCAAAAAGUAAAGUAUUUUCUCAGAAUUUAAUAAAACCACUAGAAAUUGUUGAUUCAGAAACAAGAUUGGAACAUACUGAAGAACAAAUUGUGCACCCCUAUGAAAAGCCAAGUAAAGCAACAGAAUCUCCCAGGAAACUCUUAAAACAAGAGGCAAAAAAGUCACAAAAUACUUCUGAAAACCAUUUUGACUGUCAGGCAAAUGUAACAAGAUCUUCUUUUGAACAUGAAGAGAAUUGUAAUCUGAAAUCUAUUUUCCGUCCAUCUAGUGUGUUGAGUGAUGUAGUUCAAAUGCCACAGCGUACAAUAACCAAUGCCUUGGAUGGUAAGAGAAUGGACAAGAUAGUUUCUCAUUUAGAAACAAACUCCAAUUCUCAGUCACAUGAUAAAAGGCAGAAUGACAUUUUAAUUUUAAGUUCAGAUACCCCUUUAGUGCCUGUUGAUAAAAUACCUCAGUUGGUGAAUUCAGUCAUUUCCAGUAACUGUGCUGCUGACAUUUUGAAAAGUGAAGAAUCCUGUAGAACCUGUCAUUCCAGCAUUUUAAAUUGUGAAAAUACAGAUGCAACAUGGCUGUCCUCACUUGACACUGAUGGUAAUAACAGCCAUAAUCAAAAGAAGAGGAUGUUUUCAGAAAACAAAGAAAAUGUUAAGCGGGUGAAAACUUCAGAGCAAAUUAAUGAAAAUAUUUGUGUAGUUCUGGAAAGGCAAACAGCAUUGCUGGAACAGGUCAGACAUUUGAUUCAACAGGAGAUCUGUAGUAUAAAUUACAAACUAUUUGAUAACAAACUGAAAGAACUGACUGAACGCAUUGGGAAGACACAGUGCAGGAAUAAACAUGAAGCAAUAGCUGGUGAACUCUUCGCAAAAAUAACAAAACUUCAAAGACGUAUUAAAAGGGUAUUGUUGUCACAAAGGAAUUGUUUGCAACCAAACGUGGUAUCCAGUAACAUAGCCUGUAAGGUUGCAAAUUCAGAGACUAUGAAUUUGAAUAAGAAUCCAGAGUCAGUUAAUAGUCCACAGGAAAGAAAGACUUCUGUGAACUCUGAACCUUCUAACUCUUCAGAAAAAGCAAGUGAAAAGAUUAAUUUGUCACAGGAUCAUAAUGAGGCUGUUUCUGAAAGUAACAGUGAUGAUGUCAUAUUGGUUUCUGUGGAAAGUCCUGAUUUGACAACUCCAAUUACAUCAAAUCCAACAGAUAACGGAAAAGUUACAUCAGGAAAUUCUAACAUUUCACCUGAUGCUGAAACUGAAGCUGUGGUUAUAGAGAAGAAACUUGAUUCUGUGAUUGAUCUGACAAAAGAAGGCUUGUCAAACCGCAACAAAGAAAGUCCCACAUCUACCGUUGAGUCGCCUACAAAAGCUGUUUCAGUCUCAAAAGAGACAACCCCAGUGGUGCAAAGUGCAGCCCAGGUUCUUGACUCCUUUGAACACCUGCCACCUCUCCCAGAAUCACCACCGCUGUUACCUGAACUGGUAGACAAAAUCCGAGACACACUUCCUCCCCAGAAGCCCGAGCUCAAAGUAAAACGGGUCCUGAGACCCAGGGGCAUUGCCUUGACUUGGAACAUUGCCAAAAUCAAUCCCAAGUGUGCCCCCGUGGAUAGCUACCACCUCUUCCUGUGCCAUGAGAACCCUAAUAAUAAGCUGAUUUGGAAGAAAAUUGGAGAAAUUAAAGCUUUACCACUCCCAAUGGCCUGUACUUUAUCUCAGUUUUUAUCUUCCAACAAAUAUUAUUUUACUGUCCGAUCAAAAGACAUUUUUGGGCGAUAUGGACCCUUUUGUGAUAUAAAAUCUAUUCCUGGAUUUUCUGAAAAUCUUACCUAAGGGAAGAGUAUUCAAUAGUUAUAUAUUGUACUACAUUUUGUUUUGUUUUGUUUCAUAUUUGAGUUGUUUGUUUACAAUGUUUCUUUAAAACUAUUGAUGUCUUAAAGGGACAGUUCAGAUUGUGAACCCUUUGUACAGGGACAGUCCUCUUCCCUAUGUUGUAAGUGGCCUCUAGUUUCAUGAUUUGCAUUCAGGAAGUCCUUCCAGUGGAUCUGUUCUAAGACAUACACUAUCAUGGACCUGUGUCACUAAGCUGUGUUAGGUACACUACGUUUGGUGACUGACUGUGUAUGGAGUUGCUGCUUAUGUCAGAAGCGCUAGGAUGCAAGUAGCCACCAUUUCCUCUGUUGACAAUCAGCUUUUAGUGACUUGCUUGUGGUCAGUGUAGGUACAGGAAUAUUCAGCUCUUUACUGAAGCCAGAUCAUCCGCGGGGUGCAUAUCCACCAAGAAGUUAUGAAAAUAGAUGUCUUCCCAUUCUGUUCAAAUUCUGAGGGCUAUUAAUCUGUGCCCCCUCCCCAUCCCCCCCUCUUGCUUUGGGCCAUGUCAGUCAUUUGGGGAAAUAAGUAGUCUAGAGGUUUCCCUGAAUUGGUUUGUCUACUUACAUAUGUAAUAAAAUUAGUUAAAAAUUGUGUGCUGGGUACACAAAAAAUACAGAAAUAAAAAAUCUAGCCUACUAUUUCAGUUGGAAAGUGGAGUUGUCUGCCUUAGAUUUAAGGCUUUACUUUGCUGACACCGUGGUGCGACCCUUUGCUCAUUUCCUGGCUGCCUCACUACUUGGAGAAGGAGCAUAAUGCUCAGGGGCUCCCGCAGACGCGUCCUGCUUACCUCCGUCUGAGGGAGCGCUGACGUGAGCUGUGGCUCGACAAGGAGCCCAGGAAACUCACUCGACGGAAGUCAGUCAGGACCCAGUGGGACAACUGUGGAUGAGCAGCUCUAGGACACUGAGAAAAAAGAAAACCAUUAGUGUGAGCUUCUGUUCAUAAGAGGCACUCUUUCCUGGUACACAGUGAAAGGUCGGGCCUCAGAGACCAUGAGGUUGAACAGCAAAUGGUUUUCCUUGGCAUUUUGUGAAUGCCUUCACAUCUUCAGUCAUAAAUAAAGCUGUUAUUUUUCAGUC